AAGAACAAUAUACAUUUUCGUCACAUCGUUGUACAGCCGGGACAUCGUUAUGACUAACAGACGUCGGAUUUGUUUUUUGCUGUUGGGAUUAAUUUGCUUCUGCGUUACACUUUCAUUCACAAAUACACGGCGUGACCCGGCGAAUGUUAACCUUCUCUCAGACAAGAAGAAUGGACUAGUUCUUCCGAAAGAUAAUAUUCUGAUGCUACCACAUACCGACUUGGAAUGCCAAAAGUCAUUGUCGCCGUUCGGAAUAGAACGAUUGGACAGUUAUUUGCAGAUGAAUGUUACAGAAGACAGUUCUUUUCUGUCCACUGAUCUGACAGAGGUCACAGUGUUACGAUCCCCCACACCACUGAGGGUAGGGGACACCUUGAGGAUGAGUAUUCGUCUGUUAAACAUGGACGGUAAACCUGUGGAUACUGGUGGCGACUAUCUCAGGAUAUGGUUGAAAGAUACUGAGCUUAGAGCAAAUGUAAAUGGCUACGUUGUAGAUCAUGGAAACGGGACUUACACUGCAGUGGUACUUUUGCCAUGGAAAGGUAAUCCACGGGUGAUUUUGUCAGUCGCUAACUCAAGGCAUCAUAUAGCACUUAUCAUGAAGUACGUGGAAAAGCAUGGUUUGUUACACAUGAUGGCCUCUCAGUUUAUAGACUCAAGUGGUGAACAACAAGAGGAAACACAAUGUAGUCCUAAGCAUGACGCCUUUCUCAGAGGAUGUACGUUGGUCGACAGGUGUAACCUGACCGUACAAAAUUACGGGUUGCCAUGGUUUUGCUGUAAACCUAAAUCUCCAUUUGUAACAUGUGAAGACAUUAAAAAUGUGAAAGCUAAUAGAACAACCAUGAUCAGUAACCUCACGUGGCGGAUUGCAACAAAAUUGAAACAACAAAGAAUAGCCUCGUUUCAGAUUCUGGUAGACGAAGAAAUCAACUACACCCAGAACCUACCUUCACCAUCACUCCCAUGCCAAGAGCUCAAACCGGAAGUCACCUGGAAUACUCUCACACCAGUUGGAUAUUAUUAUAACAAUAAUUGGAUUAACAGGAUUUGUAAGCCGGAACCUAAUGACUUUACCUGUUUACAAGACAAGAGAUUUGUAGUGUUGGGCGAUUCAAAUAGUAGAGGUAUUUAUCAUGACUUGUGCUUAAAGUCUAAAUCGAAACUUUUGACAGCGCAUUAUACAAAAGAGAAGCCUUGGCACAAACUAUUAAAGGCGAAAAACACGGAAUUAAAUAUAGACUUAAUGUGGGCCCCUCAUAAUCCGCCAUUUUACGUUGGUCCUCAUCAGGGCCUGGACACGAUGCGGUCAGUUGGAAAUUGGCUGGACCGGACACCUAAUGAUAAACCAAUAGUAGUUAUAAUACAUUUGUACUAUCACCUCUCUAGGACAACAUUGGCAGUAUUUCGCGCCCUGGUCAAGGAUGCACGUGCGGGUGUUGAUCGUCUGCUAUCGCGAGCGCCAGGAACUUCGGUUGUUAUUAUGGGUCCACAUUCAAUCACUUUCAGGGACACGCUUGAACCUCUUGACUACCUCCGUCGUUGCUAUGAGGAAAUCUGGUUCCAGGAGUUCAAGGGACUACAUGACAAGGUCUUUUACAUUGAUAAUUGGGAUCGAACAGUUGGAUCUGAAAAUGUAGAUUUACACCCGCCUCCGAAAACAAUGACUGACGUUACGGAGGAAAUUCUGUCUUACAUAUGUCGACAAAACCCCUUGAAAUAAACUUAUUUUUAUAUCGUGAGGUUUUCUAAAAUGACAUCAAAGUUUCGUAUCCAAGUAACUUUCAUGAUUUAAUUUUACGGAGGUAUUUGCUUAAUCUUUUAUUAUGUCCCCGAAGCGAAGAGCUUUAACUCUGUUUCUUCUUUCGACAGGUGGAUUUUUUCUGACACAUUCCUCAAAAACUGUUGGACGGAAAUUAAUGAAACUUUACACAAGUGUUUAUUAUGGUAAGGGGGUGUGCAGUUUUGGGAACUUCUGUUAUGGUCCCAAUUGCAAUUGGUUUAAACAUAUUUUAUUGUAAUUUAUAUACAAUUGGAGUUGGGCACAAGUUUAACAACUUAUAUUAAGCCCUUUCCCUACAAUAUAUUGAAACAGAUUUUUUCAAGAUGGCAUAUUACAUAUAUAUUCAAAUUGGCUUUAAUU
Mizuhopecten yessoensis (Yesso scallop) is the source of this 2143-nucleotide messenger RNA. RefSeq names its product NXPE family member 3-like. The coding region runs from base 50 to 1723 and encodes 557 amino acids. NCBI's taxonomy places the organism in Eukaryota, Metazoa, Mollusca, Bivalvia, Pectinida, Pectinidae. The record is from RefSeq and is a predicted model, not a curated record. The transcript is spliced from 5 exons.